ACUUGCCAGUUCGAAACAGAGACAAACUUGUUACCACGGCGAAGGACAGAUAUGUGAGCAAUUUUAAGGAUGUGAACAAUGUUGACCCUCACGAGCAAGCCGAACACAAAUGGAAUAAAGAUGUCGACAAGCUUCCACCACUACGCGAAAUGGACAUCAUGCUGUAUUUAGUGUUUGGUAUAUGUUACAACACUCAUCAGCAAUUCCGAAACUACAAAUCGCUACAAAGCUACGAACAGUUUUGCUGCGGAUGGGUGCAGGAUCUUCACUUUAUGACCAUAGCAAACGGCAACACCAUCUUUCUAGCAAAGGUAGGCAAUGUGUGUUUACAUUAGUCUGUGACCACGGAUGUACAAAUCUUUUGCUGCAUAAAAUGUAGCCUGUGUACAAAUUCUUUGCCACUCUCUCACGUCAAAAUAUUACAGCUUUUUCAUUUAGCAACGACAGGAAUUAUGUCUUAUGAAGACAAUGCACAUGUAUGCAUGCUAGUUGUUUAGCUGUAGCAAUAGCUAACAACAGGCCGACUUAGGGCGUAAAGUUACUGAAAUUUGCGUAAACAAACGAAAUUAACUUACCGGAGGGGAAGUGCAUAGAGCAAACUCAGUGUGUAGGAGAAUCAAACGUUAUGCCCUUCCUUCUGAUCGAGGCCACCCAUGCCAUUCUUCGACGUUUGAUGCCUCAAACUACUACUGACUGAAGGCCAACGCAAUCCCAAGCAUCAAGUCAAAGGGUAGACAUGGAAAAUGAGGCGAGGAAACCCAGGUCACGACGAACAACUAAAAAACAAAAGAAAAUGAGGUGUCCCACAGAUGUCAGUGUAGAGGAUCUUCACCAUGAGAAGCACGAUCCCCUCCACGUUAAGCAGCAAGAGGACUCCAAGAUGCCGUACAUAAAACAGGAGGCAGAGCCAGAGACCCCCGACAUGAAAGAAGAAGACCAGGAAGUUGAAAUCCCCAAGUUUCCAAUGGGUGUCGGUGUGAAGAGCGAAGAAGACGAAGGACCAAGCGAAGAGAGCGGAGCAGCGGACCCUUUGAGUGACAGCUCAUUUCAGCAUGUGACAACAAAAGGAGAGCAACCGGACAGCAUCAUAGCGCCGCUUUCGGACAGCGACGACAUAACGUCACAUUCUUCUGACUUUAAUACUGAUGAGGAGGAGGAAGCAUUUGACCAAAAUGCUUCAAAAUCUUCAAACAAGUCAUCAUUGAAAAGAGACACACAGCAAUGUGCGGUUGGGAAACCAUUCACCUGUACACUUUGUGGUAAAAGAUUUUCUCGUAAAACUAAUUUAGAAAGACAUAAGUCCACACACACUGGAGAGAAGCCUUUUGCCUGCACACUUUGCGGUAAAAGAUUCACCGAGAAGGGAGUUUUAAACAAACAUACACGCACACACACUGGAGAGAAGCCUAAUCCCUGCUCACUUUGUGAUAAAAAGUUCUUCACAAAGGCUCAUUUAAACAUUCACACAAGAACACAUACUGGAGAGAAGCCUUUUGCCUGCACACUUUGUGGUAAAAGAUUCAUCGAGAAGGGACGUUUAAACAGACAUACCAGAAACCACACUGGAGAGAAGCCUUUCGCCUGCACACUUUGUGGUAAAAGAUUCACUCAGAAGACGGAUUUAGAAAGGCAUAAGCGUACACACACUGGAGAAAAGCCUUUUAUCUGCUCACUUUGUGGUAAAAGAUUCACUGAGAAGGCUGAUUUAGAAAGGCAUAAGCGUACACACACUGGAGAAAAGCCUUUUGCCUGCACAUCUUGCGGUAAAAGAUUCUUCGAUAAGAGAGGUUUAAACAGACACACAAACAGACACACUGAAGAGAAGCCUUUCGCCUGCACACUUUGUGGUAAAAGAUUCACUCAAAAGACUCAUUUACAAAGACAUAAGCGUACACACACCGAAGAGAAACCUUUUGCCUGCACACUGUGCGGUAAAAGAUUCACCGAGAAGGGAGUUUUAAACAAACACAAAAGCACGCACACUGGAGAGAAGCCGAAUGCCUGCACACUUUGUGAUAAAAAGUUCUUCACGAAGGCCAAUUUAAACAUUCACAAAAGAACACACACUGGAGAGAAGCCUUUCGCCUGCACACUUUGCGAUAAAAGAUUUUCUCAGAAGACUCAUUUAAAAAUACAUAAGCGCACACACACUGGAGAAAAGCCUUUUGCAUGCUCACUUUGUGGUAAACGAUUCGCUCAGAAAGGAAAUUUAGUAAUGCACGCAAGAAACCACACUGAGUAAAAACCUUUGAAUUCUAGCGUGUGACAAAAUAUUUUGAUUCCUGCAUUUAAAGUGGAAAAGGCAUUUCAAUUUCAUUAUUCAGUUUUCCAUGAGCCUCUUUUGAAAGUUGUUGAAAUGAUUUUUCAGGUGCUGUUUUUUUUUUUGUUUUUAAAUAACUAUCCAAUACACAGGGCUGUCAACAGACUUGCUGGGGCACGGGGACAAGAGACCAUAAUAGGGCCCCAACCCCACCCCUGCCACCGGCUUGUCACGACAACAUAUGCAGUACUUUUAACGCUUUGCAAGCAAUGACAGUGUAAUAUUUUUAAUUAUUUAAUUUGAGAUGGACAGUAAAUUUAA
Corythoichthys intestinalis (scribbled pipefish) is the source of this 2581-nucleotide messenger RNA. RefSeq names its product gastrula zinc finger protein XlCGF57.1-like. The transcript is spliced from 3 exons. Gene Ontology annotation, biological process: regulation of transcription by RNA polymerase II. Gene Ontology annotation, molecular function: RNA polymerase II cis-regulatory region sequence-specific DNA binding; DNA-binding transcription factor activity, RNA polymerase II-specific. The record is from RefSeq and is a predicted model, not a curated record. Bases 737 to 2242 code for a protein of 501 amino acids. Lineage: Eukaryota; Metazoa; Chordata; Actinopteri; Syngnathiformes; Syngnathidae. Gene Ontology annotation, cellular component: PcG protein complex; transcription regulator complex; chromatin.